This is a messenger RNA of Lachancea sp. 'fantastica', 1869 nucleotides long. NCBI's taxonomy places the organism in Eukaryota, Fungi, Ascomycota, Saccharomycetes, Saccharomycetales, Saccharomycetaceae. The record is from the annotation of a GenBank genome assembly.
AUGUCGGCUGAGAUUUCGAUCGGUGACGAAAUCAAGGAUGGUUUCAAGGAAACCUUCAAAUGGGUUCAAAACAACAUCAAAUGGCUUUCAGAGCUAGAAUCCUUCUACAGAGAGCGAGCAAAACUUGAGAAGGAAUAUAGUGCCAAACUCGCGCAUUUGACGGGUGAAUAUUUCAGCAAAAAAAGUGCUUCUACAGUUUCGUUGUCAGUAGGUGAUACACCAACAACAACUCCAGGCUCACUAGAAGCUGCAUCUUUAGUGGCCUGGAACGAGAUUUUAUCCCAAACAGAAAAAAUGUCGCAAGACCACAACCAAUUGGCUCAGGAAUUCGAAUUUCAAGUCGGCGACCAGCUUGUAGCGCUAAGCAGGAAAUGCGAACUUCUGGCAUCAACAAUCAACGGUUCCAAUAACGCGUUGGUUGAAAAGCGCGAUAAGGCAUAUUCGGCGCUUGAGAAGGCCAAGAAAACGUAUGACGAGAAGUGUGCUCAAAUGGAGAGUGCGCGGGCCAAACAGACCAAAUCUUCCAGCGAUAGAUCUCAACGUAAGGCCGAUGACAGAGAGCAUGAGAUGAAUAUAGCCAAAAAUCAAUAUUUGGUCAAAAUAAAUCAAGCUAACAGAAUCAAGGACAAGUACUAUUUCCAAGACGUACCAGAAGUACUGGACUUGUUGCAAGAUUUGCAUGAAAGUCGUACGCGCUCCUUGAAAGCUAUAUGGACGUCAGCCAGCUCUGUGGAAAAAGAAAUGUGCAAACGAAUUGACGUGAGACUAUCCACGGCAGACUCGGUGGUAGCGCAAAACAAACCAGGAUUGGACUCGACAAUGUUUGUCAAGCACAAUUUGAAAGACUGGAAAGAACCUGCUGACCUCCAGUAUGUGCCCUCCUCUGUCUGGCACGACGAUGAACAGUUUGUAGUAUCGUCAAACGCGGAAUUGCAAGACCUGAGAGUUAGGCUAGCAAAAGCCCAGCAAAGUUAUGAACAAAUGAACGGUUUCGCGGGCUCGGAAUUAGAAGAUUUGACGUCGCUUAACAAACAGAGACAAAGUGUUAAAUCACAGGAUACUGCAAACGGGGAGCAAGCAUUGGCGCUACUUUCUAAGUAUGUGAGGUCUUUGACGUCUUACACGUCUCACGAGUCUGCAAAGCUCGAGGCGCUUGUUGAGAUUGAAAGUAUUCAGAACAAUGUGCCCGAGGAGCAUGAUCUGAAUACUGAUGGGAUCGACCUGGAAAAGUUGGGCAAAAAGUCCGGAGUUUUCAACAGAUUCAAGAGAAGCCUGACAAUGUCCUCUGACAAAAAAAGCGUACGGGAAGACACAGCGGACAUGUCAUCGGCCAUAUCAUCUGAAUCCAAAGGAAAACAAAGUCACCACCACUUAUCUUUUUUGCGGGGCAGAAGACAAGCCAAGACUAAUGAAUCGAGUUACUCUAUGAAUACGGGAAGCGACGUGAAUAGUUUUGUCGAGCAAGCAGGCUCUACAAAGAAUGCCGUCUUGUACGAAUAUCAAAAACAGGAUAACGAUGAAGCAAGUAUUGCACUUGGUGACAUUUUCUCAGUCUUGACUUUAGACACGGGUAGUGGCUGGACAAAAAUUAGGAACGAAAAUACGGGCGAAACAGGACUUGUUCCAAGUAGCUACAUCGAAGUGCGUGAAAAGCCUCGCACGAAUGCUCCUCGCGCUCCGCCACCCAGAAAGUCCGCUGCGAGUAGAACAGUGGAAGCUAUCUAUGCAUAUGAGGCUGAGGAUGACGGAGAGCUGUCCAUUCAGGCAGGGGACAUCGUUGCUGUUCUGCGGGAUGACGAUGGUAGCGGCUGGACCUUUGGUGAGAUCCGUGGGGCUAAAGGUUUGUUCCCAACCAGCUAUUGCAAGUGA